Messenger RNA from Polyodon spathula (Mississippi paddlefish), 2944 nucleotides. Its product is annotated as homeobox protein Nkx-6.2-like. Gene Ontology annotation, cellular component: nucleus. NCBI's taxonomy places the organism in Eukaryota, Metazoa, Chordata, Actinopteri, Acipenseriformes, Polyodontidae. The transcript is spliced from 3 exons. The coding region runs from base 374 to 1210 and encodes 278 amino acids. Gene Ontology annotation, molecular function: RNA polymerase II cis-regulatory region sequence-specific DNA binding; DNA-binding transcription factor activity, RNA polymerase II-specific. The record is from RefSeq and is a predicted model, not a curated record. Gene Ontology annotation, biological process: cell differentiation; regulation of transcription by RNA polymerase II.
AUCCCGCACUGCUGUGAUCUCAGUUUGAGUCAAUUUCACUGGAAAGUCGACCCUAAUGCUAGUCAUCAAAACCAUUAAAAGAGAUCUGCUGAUUUCCAAGUGGAUAUUGAAUCUGGACACAUGCGAGGCACCAAAAGUGACUGUCUGAAUCAAGAUCAAAAUUUCUGUAGCACCACCUAUCUUAAAAGUAUAUUUUUGGUUAGUGAAACUUUACUGCUUUUUAAUCUAAAUAGUGCGCAAAGAAAACUCACACGAUCAAAGAUAUUGAACAAUUACACUCCGCAGUGUUUUAAUCUCAACUUCAAAAGCCCCUGAGGUACUGAUCCUGGGUCUUUUAAAGCCAGGGGGGGCUUUUGUUUGUUGAUGAUCACAAAUGUUAGCGGUGGGGCAGAUGGAUACUAAUCGCCAGAGUGCUUUCGUCUUGGGUAGUACACCGCUGGCAGCUCUUCAUAACAUGGCUGAAAUGAAGACAUCUUUAUUCCCUUACGCUCUGCAGAAUCACUCGGGUUUUAAGGCACCUUCGCUAACUAGCUUGAACGCUCAGUUUCCCUUGGGGACGCCACACGGAAUUAGUGACAUCCUGGGAAGACCCAUUACUACAGCCAGCGGUCUUCUGUCGGGACUUCCUCGGAUAAAUGGACUGACCACUUCUGCAGGAAUGUAUUUUAACCCGGCUACCGUUUCUCGAUACCCUAAGCCCUUGACUGAGCUCCCCGGCAGAGCCCCCAUUUUCUGGCCUGGAGUCGUGCAAGGGUCCCCUUGGAGAGAUCCACGACUCGCCUGUCCGUCUCAAGCUAACAUGCUUCUUGAUAAAGACGGAAAGAAAAAACAUUCUCGGCCCACUUUUUCAGGACAGCAGAUAUUUGCUUUGGAGAAAACUUUUGAACAAACAAAAUAUCUGGCAGGUCCAGAGAGAGCCCGGCUGGCCUAUUCUUUGGGAAUGACAGAAAGCCAAGUCAAGGUAUGGUUUCAAAACAGGAGAACCAAAUGGAGAAAAAGGCACGCAGCAGAGAUGGCCACGGCAAAGAAAAAGCACGAUUCAGAAACAGAAAAAUUAAAGGAGAGCUCGGACAAUGAGGACGAUGAUGAAUACAACAAGCCGCUGGACCCCAACUCUGAUGACGAGAAAAUAACGAGAUUGCUGAAAAAGCACAAGGCAACGAAUUUAUCACUCUUAAGUCCGUGCAGUAACAGCUCGGACACAUUGUGAUAAACACACACACACACACACGAGAAGACUGUACAUAUUCCAAGAUGCUUCUAAAGCUGAUUUAACCAGGGUAUAUGUUAAAAAGGAAAGACAUGUAACUAGAUGUUAUAAGUGAUCAUAUGUGUUGUACAGACUAUGUAUGCCAGAUGUAUAUAUUUUUACUGAGUUAAGUUAUGGAAAUGAACAGCUGAUACAAAUGACUUGGAAUGCAACUUACCGUUAUUUUUUUUUAAAAAAUGUAUUCAUUUUCUGUUUUAUUUCUUUCGCUGUCUCUUUGUUUUCGCUUUUUACAGAUUUAAGUCACCUAACAAUCAGAUUCAGUUAUUAUGUUUUGUACAGAAUGAAAUGCAACAGCUUGUUAAAAAAAAAAAAAAAAAAAAAAAAAAAAGUUAAGGGUUGUACAUUUCAAAUGAAAAAAAAGCGCCUCGGUUUCACACUUCACAACAGUUUUUUUUUUUUUAAAUUAUUUUUGUUUGAUGGAAUUAAUGUUUUGUACCGCAUCAAACAAACAGAAGACACAAACUGGAAAUUUGAUUUAUGUUUAAAAAAAGAGAAUAUUAUUGCUUCCACGAUAGUUGGGAAAAGACUUUGUAUUAUCAAUAAAUUAUUUAACAACCUUUUGUUUUUAAAAUAUGAUCUUAUUUGGUCAUAUAUAUAUAUAUGCGCCUAUAUAUGCCUAUGUGUUGAAAAGUUUAAAUUAAGUAAGUGCACCAUAAUUAUUUUCAUCUUACAAAAAUAAUGGGGCCAAAUUAGCAUGGCUAUUAACGUUGUGCGACUGUCCAAAAUACUGUUAUGUGGCUUUGAAUUAACAAUAGCCAUUUUUCCUUUAAAGUCAUUUUUGAAAAAUCUUUUCAAGUGUCGAUUAACCCGUUCAAUGCGUUAUUAUAUUUAUUAGCAAGCCUAUAUUAGCGGCUUGGAUUCAGGAACAUCUUUCAAAUUACACCCUGAAUCUCAGUAAACAGUGAACACACUAGACCUAUUACUUUGAUACAUAUAUGUAUCACAAAUGGAAAACUAAAAAUAUUGAUAGCUUAAAACAGACUCACAAAGACCGAUUGAUAACCUUGAACAAACCCUAAAAUAAUCUGAAGUUUUAAGGAUUAAUUUAAAUAUAAAUAAACCACUUGUUUUGGGAUAUUUCAUAACGUUUUACAGCCGCUAUAAAAUUAAUAUUGUUGUUGCUGUACUCUAAUUAUUACGAGAGACGUUUAACAAAUAAACACCGAUAUAGAUACGACAGUUUCGCAUAAUUCAAAUAGCCUAUAAUAGCACACUAUUGAAACCGAUUAUGUUGUGGUUUUCACAUGUCUGCUGAUCAACUUACUUUUCAAUAACUUUGUAAAGACGGUUUUAUUUAUUUUUGGAUUAUUAUUAUUAUUAUUAUUAUUAUUAUUAUUAUUAUUAUUAUUAUUAUUUUAGUAUUAGUGCUGGUUUGUGCACACUAAUAGUCUUAACGUGGAGUUCCAAAACAUUAACAGGUUUUGCUCAGAGAAAUCUCAACUAAUACCAAAAUGUUUUGGACUUGAGAAAAUGUAAAACUUUGAAACAAAUUAACCUGCUGGUCAACACAUCCGUAGCCUCCCCCUCCUUUUUUUCAUGAGACUACUGUUAUGUUCUUGUCUGUGAAACUUCGGCCACGUUUGCAAUUCGUUUCCUGAUUUACCAAGGACAUUGUAAAACAUUUCUUUACAGCUUUACAUACCGCUAUGAUAUUUUUCUUGCAACAUUUUUUUU